CGGAGUUGCCAUGGCCGCGCUGAGGGGCCUGGCGGCGGCGCUCAACACCCUGGCGUCGGCGCUGGAGUCGUACAGGGGUCGGGACCGCCUGAUCCGAACGCUGGGGUACUGCUGCCAAUUGGUUGGCGGGGUCCUGGUGGAACGCUGUCCAGCCAGAUCAGAAGUGGGGACACGCCUGCUGACCCUGUCCUCCCAACUCAGCCACUGUAGGACCGUCCUGCGACUCUUCGAUGAUGUGGCCAUGUUUAUCUACACGAAGCAGUAUGGCCUGGGGGCAGAGGAGGACGACAUCUUUGUCCGCUGCGUGUCGGUCCUCGGCAACCUGGCCGACCAGCUCUACUACCCCUGUGAGCACAUUGCCUGGGCUGCUGAUGCCCAGAUCCUCCGCGUGGACUCUGCCCGGUGGUGGACAUUGAGCACAGCCUUCUGGGGCCUCUCCCUGCUCCUGGGCAUUGCCAGGUCCUUGAGGAUGGUCCUGACGCUGAGGCGGAGGCUGAGGGGCCCCGCGGUGGCCUUCACCAGCCGGCUGCCCCGGAGCAAGAGGAGGGCCAUGGAGGCCCAGGUCCGGUCGGAGGUGCUGACCCUCCUGAGCAACGUGGCCGAUCUGGCCAACGCCGUGCACUGGCUGCCCCCGGGUGUCCUGUGGGCCGGCCGCUUCCCCCCGUGGCUCGUGGGCCUCCUCGGGACCAUCUCCUCCCUCCUCAGCGUGUACCAGGCUGGCCGGGCCGAGGCCACCACCCCGUGACGUGGCCGGGGAGGUGUGGGUGCAGCCGGAACCCCACCGGAGCGCCCCUUCCCACAAAGCAGAAAUCACUCGGGCGGGGGCUGGGUCUGUAAUUGAGCGACUCAAUGCCAGGUGUAGGGACGCGUAAUCCAGAGAACGCCCGGGGCCGCCUCGGGCACGGGCCCUCGGUGGGCCAGGAUGUGGGCAGGGGUGCGGCCCCCCGGGGGCCGAGGGCCAGGGCCUUUCCAACUAGGCCGGGGCUCCGUGGGGGGGCUCCUCUCAGGGCCAGAGUAGGGGUCGCCGGGCCUCACGUGCAGAGAAGGCUGCAUUCCGGUAAAGGCGAGCGGGGGAGCCAGGACGGCGUGCGCCACGCGGGCCUCAGGAAAGUCGAGAUGGUGAUCGAUUAAAUAGGGUGUUGGUGCCGGGCCCAGUGUGAGAGCUUAUUUCUAAAUCACUGGCCCCCAGCCCCUCCCACCUGCAGGCCUCCCGGUCACACGCCCUGUUCCUUCCCGGCGGCCCCGUGCAUUUUGAGGGGGGGUGCAGGUGCUGCCUGGGAACCACACCUCCCCAGCCCGCCUUCUGGAACGUGCUGGCCCUGAGCAGCCUUCAGCCAAGGCGAGCAGCUCUCCGCGCCUCCGUCUCGGGCACAGGGGCCACGUCUGUGUCUUGUCCCCCCGGGCAGCUCCAGGGUGCUUACUGUGGCCGAAGCCUUUCACGCUCCGCCACAGCUUGGGCCUGGGGCUGGUCUGAGUGUCUUACGGGCUCCAGGCUGCGCUCGUCUCCCACGUCAUGGGGAUCAUGGCGGGAUGGGAUGUCUCAGGCUGCCCCGUGAGAGGUGCCUGCAGAUGGUGGCCAGCCCACGUCUGCCCGUCGUGACGUGGCCUCGGAUCCCCCACCUCUGGGUCCUAGCCAGAAAGUGGAGGGCAUCAGGCUGUCCCUUACGUCCCGCAAGCACCGGAAAGAGCCAACAAAAACGGCAGUUUGCAGCCCCCGAGGCUUCAUGUGACACCCCCCCGCCUCUUGUCCCACAGGGAAGCUAUGUCGUGGGAAAAGCUGGGAUGCGGGGCCCCUCAGGGUUAACACGGGGUGCAGAAGACCCCCCACCUGGCCCUGGCUGGAGCACCCUGCCCCA
Messenger RNA from Leptonychotes weddellii (Weddell seal), 1856 nucleotides. RefSeq names its product peroxisomal biogenesis factor 11 gamma (gene PEX11G). Gene Ontology annotation, cellular component: peroxisomal membrane. The record is from RefSeq and is a predicted model, not a curated record. Lineage: Eukaryota; Metazoa; Chordata; Mammalia; Carnivora; Phocidae. Gene Ontology annotation, biological process: peroxisome fission.